This is a messenger RNA of Austrofundulus limnaeus, 3906 nucleotides long. It is a transcript of the gene rnpepl1, whose product is annotated as arginyl aminopeptidase like 1. Gene Ontology annotation, molecular function: zinc ion binding; metalloaminopeptidase activity. Lineage: Eukaryota; Metazoa; Chordata; Actinopteri; Cyprinodontiformes; Rivulidae. Gene Ontology annotation, biological process: proteolysis. The record is from RefSeq and is a predicted model, not a curated record.
UGUUACUUCCUGUUUUGUCCGGAGACUCCUCGGUCUUUCGGCGGUGUCUCCGUCCCUUUGUUCCCCGGACACUCGGUUCUGGACCCGGACUGUCGGUCCAGUCCCCGGUCCGGUCGUCACCGGUCCACCGGGAGCUGCGGCACUCAGUGACCCGGACGCAGAGCAGGGGAGCCGGGCUGAGCCCACAGGAGGAGCCGGUGUCGGUCUGGUCCUGAUGGAUUUUACAUAAACCGGUCGUGAAGGUCCGGUAAGACUCUGCGGGUCUGAGGCGGGUUCAUCUGUCUGCUGAUCAGUAACCGGGUCAGGUAGUUCAACCAGAACCAGAACCUCUUUGACCUCUAACUCCGACAUGAAGUGCCUGCUUUAUAAACUGACUCCGGUUCUGGACCGAGUGGGGCUCGACCCGGUUCUGCUCAGUUCGUAAAUGUUCUGAAUGUCCUUCAGGUGUUUGUCUGUGGGUCUGACCCAGUUGGACCUGGAUUUGGAUCUGAUCUGGUUUCAGUUUAUUUAAAGGCGAAGUUCCUCUCAGGUCUGGUCUGGACCCGGACCCAGGAUCUAAAUAAUUCUGGUUCUGUCCCACAUUCUCAGUGAACCGGUCCAGAGUUAAUCCGGGUUCCACCAGAACUGGGUUCAACUCAGUCCGAAUUUUUUAAAUCAGKUUUGUUUAAACUAGACUUUAGUGGUCCAGGUGGUCCUCCUUAAACUGGACCAGUACCAGUACUGGGUUUAUUGGGAACCAGAAUCCAGUCCAGGUUUKAAACCUUCACAUUCUGAUCUGGGUUUGGACUCUAACAGGUCCUGAAUGCAGUCAGACCUGGUGACCCUGGUCCACAUGGGUCUGGGACUUUAAAGACUUCUUUGAUUUGGGUUGAUGGUGUUGAUCCGGAUCUGAACCGGGUCCAGACCCUGGUUUAGGUCACCAUGGCAGAACUCCACCAGGCCCCCACCUCCCUGUGCUGCUGCCGUAAAUCCCUGCCGGUCUCUGGGGGCCGGUUUGCCGGGGCCUCUGGCCGGCCCCCGGCGGUCCAGGGGUCCCAGGUCCCGCGCUGUCCCCUGGUGGACGUGGCCUCGGCCUCAAACUUCAGGUUCUUCAAGCUGACCCACUUCCACCUGGACCUGCGCCUGAACUUUGCAGUGAAAGAGAUGAGCGGCUGGCUGGUUCUGGACCUAGUCCCGGUCCACCCGUCGGUUUUCACGCUGGUCCUGGACUCCCACCCGUCCCUGUUGAUCCACUCCAUAGACUGUAAGGUCCCUGAGGAGGGUCCGAAGGAUCCCGUGUCCCUCACGUACCGGCUGGAUCCGUUCACAGACUACGGCUCCUCCCUCAGCAUCAGCCUGCCCACCGAGGCCGUGAAACCCGGCAGGCUGGUCCAGAUCACGGUCCGGUACACCACCACGGACGGCCCGGCGAUCUGGUGGUUGGACUCUGAGCUGACCUGUGGACAGACUCGUCCUCUGGUCUUCACUCAGGGACACUCGGUGUGUAACCGCUCCUUCUUCCCGUGUUUCGACACGCCUGCUGUGAAGAGCACGUAUACCGCAACCGUCCGGGUACCAGACGGAGUCACGGUUCUGAUGAGCGCCUCUCAGAGCUCGUACUCUAAACCGGAGCGGAUAUUCCAGUUCUCCAUGGAGUUCCCCGUCCCCUCCUACCUGGUGGCGCUGGUGGCCGGGGAGCUGCAGCACGUCGACGUCGGCCCGAGGAGUCGUGUGUGGGCGGAGCCUUGUCUGCUGCCCUGCGCCGUCAAGAAGCUAGGGGGCAGCGUGGAGCGCUGGCUGGGCGUGGCCGAGGACUUGUUCGGCCCUUACCUGUGGGGCAGGUGCGACAUCGUCUUCCUGCCCCCCUCCUUCCCCAUCGUGGCCAUGGAGAACCCCUGCCUCACCUUCAUCAUCGCCUCCAUCUUGGAGAGCAGCCAGUUCCUGCUGAUCGACGUCAUCCACGAGAUCGCACACGGCUGGUUUGGCAACGCYGUCACCAACGCCACCUGGGAGGAGAUGUGGCUGAGCGAGGGCCUCGCCACCUACGCACAGCGCAGGAUCACCACCGAGGCCUACGGUGAGGCCUUCACCUGCCUGGAGACGGUGGUUCGAUUGGACGCCCUGCACCGACAGCUGCGCCUCCUCGGAGACAACAACCCUGUGAGCAAACUGCAGGUCAAGUUUGAGCCAGGUGUGAACCCGAGCACUCUGAUGAACCUCUUCACCUACGAGAAAGGCUUCUGCUUUGUGUCCUACCUGUCUGAGCUCAGCGGAGACAUCCGGCGCUUUGACGGCUUCCUCAGGAGUUGAUGGAGAGGUUCUCUGGCUCCUACUCGUCUCUGUUCGAUGGUCUGAAUGCUGAGGUUCAGAUCCGCUGGCUGCAGAUGGUUGUGAGGAACACCUUCUACCCUGACCUGCCUCGAGUCCGAGCCUUCCUGCACAAACACACCUCCAGGAUGUACACGGUGCCGCUGUACGAGGACCUGGUUUCUGGGGUGAUGAAGUGCGUUGCCGUGGAGAUCUUCUACCAGACGCAGCGCCGCCUGCACCCAAACCUCAGACGGACGCUACAGCAGAUCCUGUUUCCCAACAGCUCAGCACCCGCCAAUCAGAACAGCCCGGCUCCGCCCACUGCGGCUAGCCCCUCCCCCUCUGUUUCACCACCUCCUGCUGCAGCUCCCACCGGGACGRCCUCCAUCGCUCUGCGGGACGUGAACGUCUCUGCGUGACGAUGACCGCGGCCAUCUUCAUCGUCUUUGUUUACAAACAAAAACAUUUUGAUGAAAGUGUUAAACAGGAAGUGGUGCUGCCAGUGUUAUUAGUCACUUCCUGUUCGGAGUCAUGUGACCUACAGAAUCAGUCAUGAUUCACUGUGUUCCUGUUGACUGGAUCAGGGUCCUGCAGGACCAGCAGAGGAGGUAUCAGACCGGAUCAGAACCGCUGCGUGUCUUUUCAGUUCUCGGGCUUUAGGGAACAGGAUCUGGUCUUAAAACAAAAACUGGGUCCAGAUUCUGGAUGAUCCAGGACCUCACCCUUAAAUUCAGAACCGGGUAAAGAUUUGAUCAGGUUUAUGAAGUCCUGAAACCCGAGAACUGGACUGUUUGGGUUCUGUUUCUCACCGGGUCGGACAGGAAGUCCUUCAGAUCCGGUCAGCCCUGAUUUCAUGAGGCUCUUGUGCUGAUUUCAUUUUUAAACAUUUUUAUCCAAAGACGGAAACAAGAACCACCUGCUGACCCGGUUCUGUUAGUCUUUGUGAAGACAAAGUUCUGGAGGUUGUCUCCUUUCUUUUCUUUGUUUCCUGUUUGACGCAGUGAAUGCUUUGUUUCAUCUUCACUGUCCUCCAGAACCAGAACCAGAACCUGAGCUAUCCCUCUCCUGAGCCCGACUCUCCCACGGAGCAGAACCUCAGGUCCGUCUGGACCUCAUCAGUCCAUACCAGCAGCCUUCACCUGAGCGGCCUUAAAUCUUCACUGUGAACAGUUUCCACCCCGGAUCUGAUCAGAACCAGAACCAGAACUCAACCAGCUGAUUUCAAAUAAAACCUUCCWUCAGAAUAUUUCAGUAAAUUAAAAUAACAGCGAAUCAUAAAAUUUUAAACAUUUUCACAGUUUAUAAACAAAUUAUUUUAUUUAUUGUUUGACAAAAAAAUCUCCUUAAGACGGUUUAUUUCCUGAAAUAAUUAACGGUACUUUAUUUUGAAAGAGUUGAUCAUAUUCUGAUUUUAUUUUUUAGGAGGAACCGGAAGUGUAGAGACCGACUUGUUAGCGGGGUUCUUUGAUGUCUGCGGUUUGGUCAAUUAAUAACCGGAAGCUGAGGGCUCCACCUUCACAAUAAAAGCAUUAAAUUGAAUAAUGUUUUCAAGAAGUUUUCUGUUAUUUGAUGGUUUUCAUGUUUUUGAAUGAAAAUAAAUUUAUUUAAAAUUCUUUA